Triticum turgidum subsp. durum (durum wheat) is the source of this 1509-nucleotide messenger RNA. Lineage: Eukaryota; Viridiplantae; Streptophyta; Magnoliopsida; Poales; Poaceae. The record is from the annotation of a GenBank genome assembly.
AUGGCGCCGCCACUCGUCGCCAUCGUCCGGCUUGCCACUGCCUCCCGUGUCUUGGUCCUUACUCUCUCUCUGCUCGCUCGCCUUCUCUUCCGCCCAUACGACACCUCCGCCUCCCUUCACCCGCCUUGUCUCUCCUCCCCCUCCUUCCCCCCUUCCGCCUCCUCUUCUAAUUCCACUGCUACCGCCACCGCCAUCUCGUCCCUAGCUGUAUGGGACGGUGUCCACUUCGCUCGCUCUGCUGAGUGCGGCUACGAGUAUGAGCAGUCAUUCGCCUUCCUCCCCCUGCUCCCAGCCUCAAUCGCUCUACUCUCCCGGUCCCUGUUCGCGCCGCUGGUGCCGAUGCUGGGGUACAGGGCCGUGCUUGUGAUCUCCGGGCAUGUUCUGAACAAUGUGGCAUUUGUUGGCGCCGCGGCCUAUUUCUACAGAUUAUCUGUGCUGAUCUUGAAGGACUCAGGAGCGGCUUACCGUGCAUCUGUUCUUUUUUGCUUCAAUCCAGCUUCUGUGUUCUACUCAUCACUAUAUUCAGAAAGUCUUUAUGCCCUUUUUUCGCUCGGAGGGCUCUUCUACCUGUUUUCCGGUGCUCGUACCGUUGCAAUGAUAAUGCUCGCUCUAUCUGGUUCAGCUAGGUCAAAUGGAGCACUUAAUGCUGGCUAUAUCUGUUUUGAGGCUUUGCUACAAGCAUAUGAUGCUGCUAUCCAGAAGAAAAGGCCCAUGUGGGCAGUGCAGGCCCUUGUCACUGGAUUUUUGCGCCCCACUUUUGUAUUCCUACCAUUCUUUGCCUUUCAAGCAUAUGGAUAUUUGAACAUAUGCGUACACGGGGACACGGAUGAGCUGAGGCCAUGGUGCAAAGCAAAACUGCCCCUUUUGUAUAGUUUUAUUCAGAGUCACUACUGGGGAGUUGGUUUCUUGAGAUACUUUCAAGUCAAGCAGCUGCCCAACUUUCUUUUGGCUUCACCAGUACUAUCUCUUGCAGUUUAUUCUAUAGUUCACUACACAAAAUUGCUUCACCAACUCUUCCAAUCAACUAGCAUACACGAGCAGAUAAUUGCCAUUGUUGACGGGAGGUUAGUUGAAGCAUAUGAAAGCUCAGAUGUUGCCACAGUGUUGAAGAGUGAAAUUUCUACCGGACCACAUAACAAAAAGCAAGGGAACACUGAGGUUAAGAAGAGAAAAUCUGUCGCGGCCAGCGCUGCUUCAGCAGCAUCUUUAGAUAGCAAUGUAUCAAGAGGCCGAAUUGUGGGAGAUAACAAGGAUGAGUGCCCCUUGCUAGUUCUUCCUUUCAUUUUACACCUGACAUUCAUGACAUUUACCGCCUUCUUCGUGAUGCACGUCCAGGUGUCAACGCGGUUUCUGUCUGCCAGCCCCCCGAUCUACUGGGCCGCUUCGCGCAUUUUGGCUCCUGCAAGGGGCGGCUCUUGCAAGAGAUGGGGAUACUUCGUCAUCGUUUACUUCGUUGCUUAUAUUCUUCUCGGCAGUUUGCUCUUCCCCAACUUCUACCCAUUCACAUGA